Molecule: messenger RNA, 1133 nt
Organism: Saccoglossus kowalevskii
Lineage: Eukaryota; Metazoa; Hemichordata; Enteropneusta; Harrimaniidae
Product: DNA-directed RNA polymerases I, II, and III subunit RPABC1
Biological process (GO): transcription elongation by RNA polymerase I; tRNA transcription by RNA polymerase III; transcription by RNA polymerase II
Cellular component (GO): RNA polymerase III complex; RNA polymerase I complex; RNA polymerase II, core complex
Molecular function (GO): DNA binding
Source: RefSeq, a predicted model, not a curated record
AUUUGGCCGCCAUUUUUUAUGCUUACUGUGCAGUGUGUUUUUCACACAUGUGUACGUCGUUUGUAUAUACAGUUAUUUUAUUAUAGUUUGUCGUAUUAUCACUGUCCCAAUACCAAACAAUACCGGUAUGGAUGAUGACGCAGAGACUUACAAGCUUUGGAGAAUCCGUAAAACAAUUAUGCAGCUUUGUCAUGACAGAGGAUAUCUAGUAACGCAAGAAGAAUUGGAUCAGACGUUGGAUCAAUUUAAAUCACAGUUUGGUGACAAACCAAGUGAAGGUCGGCCUAGAAGGAAUGAUCUGACAGUACUUGUAGCCCAUAAUGAUGACCCUACAGAUCAGAUGUUUAUAUUUUUUCCUGAAGAACCAAAGAUUGGAAUAAAAACUAUUAAAACAUAUUGUCAAAAAAUGCAAGAAGAGAAUAUAACCAGAGCAACUAUUGUGGUUCAAGCUGGUAUGACACCCUCAGCUAAACAGUCAUUAGUUGAUAUGGCACCAAAAUACAUUCUUGAACAGUUUUUAGAAGCAGAACUUCUCAUCAAUCUUACGGAACAUGAGCUUGUACCAGAACAUGUUGUCAUGACACCGGAAGAAAAAGCUGAGCUAUUAGCCAGAUAUCGUUUAAAAGAGCAUCAGUUACCACGGAUACAACAAGGAGAUCCUGUGGCGAGAUAUUUUGGUCUUAAAAGAGGACAGGUUGUGAAAAUAAUUCGGCCGAGUGAAACAGCAGGCAAAUAUAUAUCUUAUCGGCUGGUUCAGUGACUACAUUCCAUUUCUGCUAUCACACACAUGUUCUGUUUGUGUGAAUUUACAUGAAUUCCGUCAGUGUCUCAUGUUUCCAGUAAUAGACAUGAACAAGAUUUUUUUUUUCACUGAUGUAGGAAUUUAGGUGUAUAAUUUACCAUUUAUUUUCAUGAAUAUCGUUUAUAGUCGAUGAAAACCACAAAGUUUUCCAUUCGUGAACUUACAAGGAGUCGAUGACUUUUGCAAAAUUUUGUUUUCACAGUUGCUCUCAAAUUGCGAAUACAUGAAGAGGUCAUUAAGAUGACACCUGUGUGCUUUGGUCUGCUAUGCCAUAUUUCUAUUGAAUUUUCAGAAACACUGUCUGUUGUAUUUUAUAAUAAAAUAUUUAGUA